Empidonax traillii (willow flycatcher) is the source of this 3600-nucleotide messenger RNA. It is a transcript of the gene SMG5, whose product is annotated as SMG5, nonsense mediated mRNA decay factor. Gene Ontology annotation, cellular component: telomerase holoenzyme complex. The transcript is spliced from 22 exons. Gene Ontology annotation, molecular function: protein binding; telomerase RNA binding; telomeric repeat DNA binding. The record is from RefSeq and is a predicted model, not a curated record. The coding region runs from base 122 to 3070 and encodes 982 amino acids. Gene Ontology annotation, biological process: nuclear-transcribed mRNA catabolic process, nonsense-mediated decay. NCBI's taxonomy places the organism in Eukaryota, Metazoa, Chordata, Aves, Passeriformes, Tyrannidae.
AGUGGUCGAGGCCGUGCAUCGACUGGAUCUCAUCCUCGGCAACAAGGCAGCAUAUCAGGACGUGUUCAAGCCAGAGAACAUCAGCUUGAGGAACAAGCUGCGGGAGCUGUGUGUGAAGCUGAUGUUCCUGCAUCCAGUGGAUUAUGGAAGAAAAGCAGAAGAACUGCUCUGGAGGAAAGUUUACUAUGAAGUCAUCCAGCUCAUUAAAACGAAUAAAAAGCACAUCCACAGCCGCAGCACUCUGGAGUGCGCCUACCGGACCCACCUGGUGGCUGGCAUAGGGUUUUACCAGCACCUCCUGCUCUACAUCCAGUCCCACUACCAGCUGGAGCUGCAGUGCUGCAUCGACUGGACACACGUGACGGACCCUCUCAUAGGCUGCAAGAAGCCCGUGUCUGCGUCGGAGAAGGAGAUGGAGUGGGCGCAGAUGGCGUGUCACCGGUGUCUGGUUUACCUGGGAGAUCUGGCUCGCUACCAGAAUGAGCUGGCAGGUGUGGACACGGAGCUGCUGGCAGAGCGGUUUUACUAUCAAGCCCUUUCUGUUGCACCACAAAUCGGAAUGCCCUUCAACCAGUUGGGGACAUUGGCAGGCAGCAAAUACUACAAUGUGGAAGCAACCUACUGCUACCUACGCUGCAUCCAGUCUGAAGUGUCCUUCGAAGGUGCCUAUGGGAACCUGAAGAGGCUGUAUGACAAAGCAGCCAAGAUGUAUCACCAGCUGAAGAAAUGUGAAACCAGGAAGUUGUCUCCAAGCAAGAAACGAGGCAAAGACAUUAAGAGGUUGCUGGUGAGCUUCAUGUACCUGCAGAGUCUUUUGCAGCCAAAGAGCAGCUCUCUGGAUUCUGAGCUGACGUCUCUCUGCCAGUCUGUGCUGGAGGAUUUCAACCUGUGCUUGUUCUACCUGCCCUCUCCUCCUAACCUGGGCUCAAGCAGUGAAGAUGAAGAAGAGUAUGAGAGCGGCUACUCCUUCCUUCCUGACCUCCUGAUCUUCCGCAUGGUCAUCAUCUGCCUUAUGAGCGUUCACAGCCUCAAGAGGGCAGGUUCCAAGCAGUACAGCGCAGCCAUUGCCUUCACGCUGGCCCUCUUCUCCCACCUGAUAAAUCACGUCAAUAUUCGCCUCCAGGCAGAGCUAGAAGAAGGGGAAAAUCCCGUCCCAGCCUUUCAGAGUGAUGGCACAGAUGAUCAGGAGUCACGGGAGCCUGUGAACUCCAUUGAGAAGGAAGCUGAAGCUGAGCUGGCCAAUCAUCAGCCCAGCGAGGAACAGCGGAAGAACGACUGCAAGAAAAGCAAGAAAUACUCGCGGCUCUCCUGUCUGCGCCGCCGCCGCCACCCCCAGAAGGUGGAUGAGAGCGACCUGAGCGAGGGCUUUGACUCUGACUCCAGCCAGGGCUCCAUCAAGGGCAGCGAUGGCUCAGAGAGUGGCUCAGAGAAGAGUGACGAGGAAGCAGAAGCUGCUUUUGAUGUGGAGACAGACUCUGACAUGAACAGCCAAGAGUCUCGGUCCGACUUGGAGGACAUGGAGGAUGAGCCGGGUGAGGAGGGAAGCGGCCGAGGCAAAAGCGGGCCCAAAGAGGCCUUAAAAAACUGUGUGGAUGGCAGUGGGCUGGGGGACUCCAAGAGCCCAAGCAUCUCUAAAAUUGAGGCAGCAGAUCCAGCAGUCAAUGGGCCGGCUUCCCUGAGCACGAACGACGCAAGCAUAGCCAGUAACCUGCAGGCCAUGUCCACUCAGCUGUUCCAGACCAAACGCUGCUUCCGCUUGGCCCCCACGUUCAGCAACAUCCUCCUGAAACCCAACAGCGAGCCACCUGCCUUGAAGGACGGGAUAGAGAGCAAACCUUGUGUCAAUGGAGACCUGGAGAAGCCCAGCUUGGCAGAGCAAGAUGAUGUGUCUGACUCUGAGGAAAGCAUUUCAAGUAACAAAUCCUGCAGGAACGAGCGAUCCCUUCAGGAGAAGCUGGAGAUCGUGACCAACGAGGGGCUGCUGCUCACGGUCAAGGUGUUCCUGGACUGGCUGAGGACAAACACAGACCUCAUCAUCAUGUGUGCUCAGAGCUCCCAGAGCCUGUGGAACAGGCUGUCUGUGCUCCUGAACCUUCUGCCUUCUGCUGCAGACCUGCAGGAAUCAGGGCUGGCCCUCUGUGAUGAAGUCAAGGACAUCCUGAGUGAGGCUGAGCUCCCAGACCUGAAGGCCAACCUGCUGCUCCCGGAAGACGUGGCCCUGCGCAAUCUGCCCCCUCUGAAAAACGCACACAGGAGGUUUAACUUUGAGCAGGACCGGCCCAUUUUCUCAACAGUUGAGGAGUCUGUCGUGCGGAUCUGCUGCAUCCGGAGCUUCGGUCACUUCAUUACCCACCUCCAGGGCAGCAUCCUGCAGUUCAACUCAGAGCUGGGGAUCUUCAUCAGCAUAGCACAGUCGGACCAAGACAACUUGGUGCACCAGGCCCAGGCCCAAUUUCACAUGGCUGCAGAGGAAGCUCGUCGGAACAGGCUCAUGAGGGACAUGGCUCAGCUUCGACUGCAGCUGGAGGUGUCUCAGCUGGAGGGGAGUCUCCAGCAGCCCAAGGCACAGUCAGCCAUGUCUCCUUACCUUGUCCCGGACACCCAGGCCCUCUGCCAGCACCUGGCCCUGGUCAAGCAGCUGGCCACGAGCGGGAGGUUCAUCAUCAUCAUCCCUCGCACAGUUAUUGAUGGCUUAGACUUCCUGAAAAAGGAGAACGCCGGUGCUCGGGACAGCAUCCGGUACCUGGAGGCAGAGUUUAAAAAGGGAAACAGGUACAUUCGUUGCCAGAAGGAUGUUGGGAAGAGCUUUGAGAGGCAUAAACUGAAGAGACAAGAUUUAGAUGCCUGGAAUCUCUAUAAAAUACUGGACAGCUGCAAACAACUGACAGUGUCCCAAGGGAGCGGAGAGGACGACACCACGGGAAUGGUCACCAUCAUCACAGGCUUCCAGCUGGAGGACCCAAGCACAUUUUCGGUGCCCAUGCAGUCUGCCAUCCAGGCAGCCGCCAACGCCAGCGUAGAAAUAAAAAACGUCCUGGAGUUCUACAAGCAGUGGAAAGAGAUGGGCUGAUGGUCAGAAAGGCAUCAGGUUGGUGAACCUUUCUCUCCCCCUCUCGGAACGUGCAGCGUCUGAACGAAGGAAGCAACAAUCUGGGCGACACUUAGACACGAAGAAGCAGCAGCAGCAGCAGCAGUAACAAAAAUACCUACCCAAACGAAUUAAAAAACAAACAAAAAACAAAUCCAAUGUGGGCACGCACACAGACACCCUCCACCUGCAUCCCGAGCAGACGGCUGCACAGCUCCGAGGCGCCAACCGCUCUGAGAGAGGCCCCUCGGCACCGCCGGGGCAGAGCUCUGCCCUUCUCCCAGUCGGCAGAGGUGGGCGAGAGACGGGCAGUCCUUCAUCCCCCUCCUUCCUCCCAAAGCUUGCUUGGCCAGCGGGCACGGCCGGCGGUUCAGAGCGUGGACUUGAGCUGAGCGAAACCAAACCCGCGUGGCAGGAACGGGAGCCCCUCCGGCUUGGGAAAGAAGAUCCAAAGAGUGGUUUUGCUCUUGUUUGGCAAUCUGGGGACAGGAAAGUGGAUAGGAAGAGCAAAC